CUCUUUUAAGCACAGUUUGGGGGAGGAACAGAGUAGCAGCUGACAACCAACCAGAGGACUAGCCUGCUCAGGAUAAAACAAAGUCACAGAAGGGAGGGUUAGGUGACUUGGUCUUUGUAUCCUCAUGUUAGAACUAGAAACUCAGGGGGUGAAACUGGUAUCUUGUCUUGCUGAAGGCAGCUUCUGGGGCGAAGCAAGCAACUUGUCCACUCUUAAAGCCUUCCGCUUUUCUCAUUCCCAGAGGGACCCGCCCUAUCUGCCUAUUAGCUCAUUUACCUCCUCACAGUAUCUCAAGCAAAGUCCAAUCAGGAGACAGAUUCUACACUGAUUGUUCACCAGGGACAAUGGAUUCUAAAGCACUGUUAACUAAUAGAUGAUUAACAAUUGGAAAAAAGUAGAAGAGGGCUCUAAAACUUCCCAGAACAGCAGAGGCCCAAACCAGUACCACCUGUAAGCUAGAGCGGAGUGGAUAAUACAGAAUACAAGUACAAGGGGAUCCUUUCUCUUUUCCUCCCAAACACUGAGAUUCGGAACUCUGGAGAGGAUGUGGCUGCCCCAGGAAGAGGAAUGUUCCUGGGUAGCCCGCUGGAGCUAAUCUUUAGAUGGUGGAGGAUCUCUCUGAGGAACGAGUAUCGAUCAACAAAACCUGGAGAGGCUAAAGAAACCCAUGAAGACUUCCUGGAGAAUUCACAUCUUCAAGUUCAGAUUGCCUUAAUAUUUGGUGCUGGAAUAUUAGACUAUGUCUUCAACUUGUGCAAAGGCAAAUUUGACUUCCUGGAGCGGCUCUCAGACACUUUGCUCCUGCGCAUCAUCUCUUACCUGGACCUGGAAGAUCUCGUCCGUCUUUCUCAGACGUCCCGCAGGUUUGCCAAGUUGUGCGCCUCGGACAAGCUGUGGGAGCGGAUAGUUCGGUUGGCCUGUGACACCAUCACCCCUGACAUGAAGUCCCUGGCGGAGAACAUGGGCUGGAAACAGAUUUUCUUCACCAACAAGUUUCAGUUCCUGCGGCAGCUCCGCAAGCGGAAGCAGAGGCAGGGCACCCAGGGGGAGAAGCGGCUGUAGGGGACCGGCCCGCACUGGCUGGGAGCCGAGGCAUGGCCUGCUGCUGCCUGCAGGAUCCAGAUCUUUCUCGGCUCCUUUUCUUAACAACUGGAAGGUUUUGCUGCCUCCAGGAGCCCUUUGAAAUGUCCAGAAGACUUAGAUAACAAAUGCAGCAGAACCAAGCCACCCGAUGCCUGCCGUGGAGGCCAAAAUCGUGGCCCAAGUACAAGGGCGGCCACACACGGCACAUCUUCCCUACCCGCCGACACCCCUAAGAAGAGACUUCGGCUGUACACAAACAAUAAAUGAUUAUUUUGCAGGUUU
Messenger RNA from Oryctolagus cuniculus (rabbit), 1365 nucleotides. Lineage: Eukaryota; Metazoa; Chordata; Mammalia; Lagomorpha; Leporidae. The record is from RefSeq and is a predicted model, not a curated record.